Messenger RNA from Mytilus trossulus (common blue mussel), 6966 nucleotides. RefSeq names its product plexin-B-like. Gene Ontology annotation, cellular component: semaphorin receptor complex; plasma membrane. The transcript is spliced from 36 exons. Lineage: Eukaryota; Metazoa; Mollusca; Bivalvia; Mytilida; Mytilidae. The record is from RefSeq and is a predicted model, not a curated record. Gene Ontology annotation, biological process: semaphorin-plexin signaling pathway involved in axon guidance; regulation of cell migration. Bases 348 to 6050 code for a protein of 1900 amino acids. Gene Ontology annotation, molecular function: semaphorin receptor activity; protein binding.
GAAGUGAGGAUUAGUGACAUCCUGUAAUAAUGAGAUGACAUAAACAACAUACGUAUAAACACUUCUUUAUAAUAAUUCUACAACAUGUAAGAAAGAAGAAAUCGGAAGACUUAUGACAUUGGAAGGUGGGAUGACGAUAGGGAUGCAUAGAGACUCUCUUGUCAAUCAAUUGGAAGGAGUAACCAACCCUGAUUAUUUAGUAAAUAUUGAAAAUUGAUGAUUCUGUCUAAUAUUUUUUAGAUAAAAAAAUCAUACUGACUCUGUAUCCUUGUGACAAUUGUAAUUCUGAAAUAACCUGCCAACUGAUUUAAGCCCUCGGAAGCAAUAAAUAUAUAUGAAGUGACAAAAUGGAAAAACUGCUUUUAUUCUUAGUAAGUGUUAUACAUGUUGUUAGUGCAAUAUCUUAUAAAGUUGAAAAACAAAUUCUAAAGGAUGAAAAGGAUUUGAAUGGAUCCAUCACCCACUUAAUUCAUGAUAACGUCACCAACAUGUUUUAUGUUGGUGCUGUAAAUCGUAUUUUCAAAUUGAGUCAAUCGUUGGAAGUUCAGCAACAACUAGUGACAGGCCCUGAACCAGAUAAUCACUUAUGUACUGGAUCUGAAUGUUAUGGAAAGACGAAAGAAUUGACCGAUAAUUACAACAAAAUUUUACUCAUUGAAACCGUAACAAAUGGAAACGAUCGUCUUGUUGUAUGUGGCAGUAUAUUUCAAGGUUUUUGUGAAUUUAGGGACUUACAAAAUAUAAGCAGGAAACUGUCUAUGAAAAUGCAUACACGCCUUGUAGCUAAUUCAAAAAGUGAUACUACUGUGGGUUUGAUUGUAAAGCAAAACCUGAAUGAAAAUAUUUUAUUCAUUGGAGCAUCAUACCCAAUCAGUCUUCACUGCAAGGAUGAAGUUAAUAAGAAUGUGUUUUCUCUUAUACGUAGAGAUAUACCUGCUCUAAGUAUGAGAAAACUGAACAAUAAUAGCAGCGCCUUUUCACUAUAUAAAGAAGCCUCAUUUUUUGAACCACAGUCUGCUCUCAAAUUACUUUAUGAUAAAAUCAAUAAAUAUAUUAUUGAUUUUGUAUCAGCUUUUUCAAUUAAGGAAUAUACAUAUUUUGUAUCCUAUCAGCCGUCUGAUUUAAUUCAAAAUUGUGAAACUAAUCCAAACCCAAAACCCUCACAGUCUAUGAUAUCUCUCACAUGCAAUAGAGAUACUCACUUUUAUUCAUAUAUUGAUAUACCGCUUACUUGUGGAAAUACUAGUACUACAAAUUAUAAAAUAGUGCGAGCCGGAAAAACUAUCAUACCUGGUCUUAAUUUACUGAAUAAACUUGGACUUAACAGUGUAGACAUUGAAAGCAAGGAAAUUCUUGUCUCUCUGUUUGAAAAUCGGCAUAAUGGAAAAACAGAUGCUGCAGUUUGCAUAUACACAAUUGAUGAAAUACAAAAGAAAAUGAAGUUUAAUAUACAAGAAUGUCAGAAAGGAAGUGAAGCAAUGAAAGGAGAAAAUUUUGACGAUGGUGCUACUUGUACACAUCAGGGACCAGUAAUAGGAAGUCUAUCUACACUGUGCAUUACCAGGAAAAGUCUUUACGGAGGAAGAAUAUCUGGAGUGGUUGGUGCUCAAGUGCAACCUGCCAUUGUCUUUGAAAAUACUGCUUUGACUUCCGUUACACUUACCACAACAUCUAACUUCACUGUAGCUUUCCUUGGUACAUCAAAUGGACAUGUGAAAAAGAUAGUGAUAGAGAACAAGACUAUGGCAAAAGAAUAUGAUCGAGAGCUGGUUAUAGACGAGGGAAGUCCUAUAAACCAGGAUACAUUCUAUGACUUUGACAAUAGAAAUCUGUAUCUAACAAGUCAGAGAUUGGUUGCUAAAGUACCUGUAGAAAAUUGUGGACAGUACGCCAGUUGUACGACAUGUUUAGCCAGUAAAGAUCCAUUUUGUGGCUGGUGCACCUUGGAAAACAGAUGUACCUUGAAAUCAAACUGUUCCAUGGCAGACCAAAGCUCAGAUCGAUGGAAAAUUCUGACUGACUGUACUGCUAUUGACAACAUCUCUCCACCAAUGGCGUCUUCAACAGAGAAUAUUACGCUAUACAUGUCAAUCAUAGAUAUACCUCGUGAUUCAAACUAUAGCUGUGUGUUUGACUUUGGUGACAAACAACAAGCCACUCCUGUUAAUUCCUGGAACUUUGGUAUCAGCUGUAAAACUCCUCAGAUAUUUUCUCUUGGUGUAGACUUUGGACCUACAGGCAGCAAGAAUGCCACAUUGUCGAUACGAUCAGAAGAAACCAGGAAGCUGUUUGUGUCAAGAUACUUCACAUUUUAUAACUGUGGAAGUUUUUCAAGUUGCACAUCAUGUACAAAUAAUAAUUAUGCUUGUGACUGGUGUGUCUAUGCGAACAUGUGUACAUUCAGGACCAACCCUUGCAAUAGUCAGACUAUUUUUAGCCGUAAUAUAUUUGAAUAUGAUCCCGCUCAUGAUACCGUUGCUAACCACACAGACCAAAUCUAUGGUGAUGGAAUACGACGAGGUCCAACAUUUUGUCCAAAGAUUGACAAAGGCCGAACCGGUGAAGUCUACAUACACAACAAUACCAGCAAGGACGUAGUCAUCAUUGGGUCUUCUUUUCCUGAGAUAAGGAAUGGGAACGGUUAUAAAUGCAUACUUGGAACCGGUGCUUAUAGUAAUGGGAACAUCGAGGCUGUGGCUACCAGAGUGUCAGGUACAGAGCUUAAGUGUCAUGUUCCAUUGAGAUCAUAUGAACUACCAGAUACAGGUAUCAUUAAAGCCAGUCUCAGAAUUACAUGGGGUAGAGGAGCAGAAAUAGAAAAUGAUGGGGCUACAGUAAAAAUAUACAGCUGUUCCAAAAAGGCUCAUGGUGACUGUAGUCUGUGUAAGAAUUUUGGGUUAACUCGUGCGUUGCUGAAUUGUCAGUGGUGUGAUAAUCCAUCGCACUGUCAAUACAAGGAUCACUGUUCUUCAGUGGCCGCAGUAGCAAGUUGUCCAGGUCCAUAUGUUUAUGAGGUAUUACCACGGUUCGGCCAUGUUCAUGGAGGUACAAUUGUGACAAUUAAAGGAAGCAAUCUCGGAGCUGAGUUCAUUGAUGUACAGAAUAAUGUGACAAUUGCUGGAGUACCCUGUAGACCUGUUGGUGAAUUGUACAAACCUGCCACAGAGAUAGUUUGUAAACUUGGACCCAGUGAUGCAGGUGUUAAAAAGGGACAUGUAGUGGUUCUUAACAUACCAUUCUAUAAGUUUGAAUUUCAAUAUUUGAAUCCAAUACUACAACGAGUAACACCACAUAAAAGAGCAGUAUCUGGAGGUGCCAUUUUGACCUUGCAUGGAGAUCCUAUCUAUUUAGGAACAUCACUGGAGGUCACUGUUAAUGAUAAAGUGUGUAAUAUAACAAGUAAAAAUAAAGCACAAAUCGAAUGUCGACUGCCACCUGGGAAAUUGGGUAAAGCUAAAAUUUCAAUCAAGAUUGAUGGCAAUGAGAUCCGGCAAGAUAUAGAUGACAACACAAGUUUAACAUAUGUAGCAGAUCCAGAAAUCACGAAAAUACAACCAUUAAAAAGUUUUCAAAGUGGAGGAAGAAGAUUAACAGUUAUGGGAACUGAUAUUAACAUUAUCGAUCAACCGAAAAUGUUCAUCUGGAUAAAUUCUGUCAUGUCAAACCUUACCAACUGUCAGGUCAAAAAUGAAACAUUUAUGUUUUGUCCAUCACCCAAAAUCGUGACAAGGUUCAGACGCAUCAAACGCUCCACAGGAAAAAUGACAGCAGAAAUAGGAUUUAUAAUGGAUAAUGCAGUUAAUGUCCAAAAUUUGACUGGCAUCAACAGUCAGUUACAGUACUACCCAGAUCCGUUAGUGUACAAAUUUAAACCAAUGAAGGAAGAAAACGACUAUGUGAAACUUUUAAAAUCAGAAGUUGUUAUCAUAAAUGGAAAAAAUUUGAUGGUGGCAGCUCAAAGAAGAGAUAUACAAGUUGCCAUUGGAAAGGACAAUUGCAAUGUUACACAUUUAUCUGAAAAUCAGAUAAUAUGUAAACCUCCAACAUCACAACCGGAAACAACAUCUGAACAUAGCAGGAAUGAUAUACCUGCAGUUGUGGUCUAUAUUGGGAAUACAAAAUACUUUGUUGGUUACUUGGAAUAUGAAUCUGCCAAGGUAUUGGGUAUACCGCGUGGUUACAUUAUUUGGGGAGUGACUGGUGUUGGACUGGUUAUUCUCAUGACAAUCAUCAUAUGUUCCUGUAUAUAUAAACGUCAGAAAAAUAAAUCCAAGCGAGACAUUUACAAAAUGAGGUAUCAUCUAGAUAACAUGGAAAGUAAUGUCAUUAUUGAGAAUAUAGAAGAUAUGUCAGACCUGACUGCAGAGAUAGGAGAUGGAACGAAACCUCGCUACAAAUAUGACGAUUAUGCAUUCAAAAUACUUUUCCCUCAUAUGCUUGAUCAUGUAAUACUUCAGCCUCCAAAUACAAAGUAUGGAACCAAUGAUAUACAGCAAGAUGAAGCAAUUUGUCAUUUUAAACAGCUAUUACAACAUAAACAGUUUUUAUUAAAGUUCAUACGCACAUUAGAAAGACAAAACAGUUUUAGAAUCCGAGAUAAAUCAAAUGUAGCUUCUUUAUUGAUAAUUUUGUAUCAGAAUAAUUUGGAAUAUAUCACUGAUAUUAUCCAGUCAUUAUUGAAAGAAUUGGUAGAACAGUCAUCAGUGGAAGGGAAACAUCCAAAAUUGAUGCUGUUGAGGACAGAAUCAGUGGUAGAAAGUUUGCUGGCUAAUUGGUUAGCUCUUUGUAUGUAUAAACAUUUAAUAUCAUCUUUAAAUUAUCAGGAGUCGGCUGGUUCUUCUUUGUAUAUGUUGUACAAAGCAAUAAAAUUCCAUGUAAUGAUAGGUCCAGUAGAUGCUGUCACUGGUGAUGCAAUGUAUUCUUUGUCUGAAGACAGGUUACUAAGGCCAGAAAACAUCCCAGAUACUGUUACCAUAACAUUAAAUGUAGAAUUUGAAGGAAAACAAUACAAAUGUCGCUGUCUGGACUGUGAUACCAUUACUCAGGCGAAAGAGAAAAUGUUGGAUGUAAUAUAUCGUAACAUGCCGUACUCUACCAGACCAGCAGCAGAAGAUUUGGAUCUGGAUUUAAUAAAUGAAAGCAAGACAUUAGAAGAUGAAGACAAUAUGAAGUGGGUGGAUAAUGGUUGGAGACUAAAUAUGCUAAAAGAUUAUAAACUUCAAAAUGGUGCCGACGUGGUGCUUUCACAAUAUCAUAAGUGUCGACCUUUGCCUAGACCUCAAAAUAGUAAGAUAUUAUGUUUUCAUAGGAACGUGAUGGUUGUUUACAUCAUUGUCUUUUGUCAGGUAAAACAACCUGAUGAUGCACAGACAAAAUGCCUUAGUUCAGAAGUAUAUCAUUCAAGAUUGUUAGCUACAAAGGGUACUCUGAAACAGUAUAUUGAUGAUUUUAUUAAAACUGUGCUGACAGCCAGUCAAAAUAUGCCUCCUGUGAUAAAAUAUUUGUUUGAAUUCUUGGACGAUGCAGCCAAACAAAACAAUAUUACAAAUCCAGAAGUAGCAUACACAUGGAAAUGUAAUAGUUUGUUGCUGAGGUUCUGGGUGAAUAUAAUCAAGAAUCCAGACUUUUUAUUUGAUAUCCACAAGACCAAUAUUGUAGAUUCAUGCAUGUCUGUAGUAGCUCAAUGUUUUAUGGAUAGUUUCCAAACAUUAGACCAAAAUUUGAGUAAGAAUUCCUCAUCUAAUAAAUUAUUUGCCAAAGAUAUUCCAGAGUUCAAGAAAUCUGUUUCAAAAUAUUUUGAGGAAAUACAGAGAAUGCCUGCAGUGAGUGACCAAGAUCUCAAUGCCUAUCUAGCUGAAGUGUCUAAGGUGAGCACAGCUCACUUUACCAAAGACAAUGCAUUGCUUGAAUUGUACAGCUAUGUACAGAAAUACAGUAAUGAGCUCGAGAUAAAUGAAAUUUUAGUAGCUGACAGUUUGACUGAAGCAGAAGAGGUUCCAGAUAGAUCUGAUAAUGAUAUUGAAAAUACGGAAGGUCCCUCCAACGCUUGAAUGGCCUACUUGAAUUGAUACUGUGAACCUACUUAUUUUCAAGAACAAUUUAUUUUCCCAACUUUUGCAUGUAAAAAGUUUGUGCAAAUAUAAAUCGUCUUCAAUUUGUAUACCUUGGAUAUUUCCUGUUUAAACGGCAUCAAGUAUAUUAGCGCAGUGGUCUAAAUUAGAAAGGGUAAAACUUUAAUUAAAGCAUUCGCGAAAAUAUAUUGAUUAAGAAUAAUCAUUUCUGUCGAGUAGAACUGUGUGAAAUGGAGCCUCGUUCGGGAAAACCAACAAUAUGCAAAUUAAAUAUACUGGUACCAUUUGAUUAAGAUUCAUUUGCUAUCCAAUCAUAUAGCCUAGAGUUCUUAAAAUAGUGAGGUUAAAAUUGUACUGUUUUCAUUGAAAUGUGGAUUUUAGUCAAGCUAAAAUUGUUGUGUUAGAAUGUAUGAAUCUGUAGUGUUUACUGGUUUUACCAGAAUUUUCCAUUUAUUUAUCAUUUAGUAUGAGCUCAACAAACAGAGUUAAUGAUAUUCCUCAUAAAUAUAUAAAAGCAACAAACAUACGAGUUCAUUGCUUUUCCAUUUAUGAUUCAUUUCAUGUCUACACAUAAUGUCAUAUUAAAAAAUACAUCAUAUAUGUCUUGAUAUGAUUGUUAUAUUAUGAACACAUUACAUUUAUUGCAUAGCAUAUAAUUAGUUUUGAAUCUAUACAAGUUUUGAAUUUAUAUUCAGCAUUCUGAAUAAUGUUUAUACUGGUAAGAUGAUCCAAAUUGAUAAUUGCUUUUCAAUGUACAUUACUUGCAUUAGAAUUGUUUCCUGCAUGCACAAUCAUUUAAUCCAAUUAUAGUAUUUUUUAUCUAUGGUUUGUAUAUAAGCUUAAGGAUUUCUUUUUUAAUGUUACACUACAUUUGAUAUUAAAUAUCAAAUUUUUU